Molecule: messenger RNA, 1402 nt
Organism: Rhagoletis zephyria (snowberry fruit fly)
Lineage: Eukaryota; Metazoa; Arthropoda; Insecta; Diptera; Tephritidae
Product: ubiquitin-conjugating enzyme E2 S
Source: RefSeq, a predicted model, not a curated record
UCGAAAGUCAUAGCCAUGAGCUCGAUAUCAAAUGUGGAAAAUUUGUCACCACAAACCAUUCGUCAAGUAAUGAAGGAAAUGCAGCAGAUCAGUGAAACACCAUUGGAAGGCAUAAAAAUACAAAUAAAUGACGCUGAUGUAACUGACAUUCAAGCACUUAUCGAGGGUCCAGCUGGCACGCCAUAUUCUGGUGGAGUUUUUCGUGUCAAGCUAACACUCGGAAAAGAUUUUCCGCAAUCACCGCCCAAAGCCUUUUUCCUAACAAAAAUCUUCCACCCAAAUGUGGCGGCCAAUGGUGAAAUUUGCGUUAACACAUUAAAGAAGGAUUGGAAACCAGAUCUCGGUAUUAAACAUAUAUUGCUAACCAUUAAAUGCCUUCUUAUUGUACCCAAUGCGGAAUCUGCGCUAAACGAAGAAGCUGGCAAAUUGCUACUUGAACGUUAUGAUGAUUAUUCUCAGCGCGCUAAAAUGAUGACAGAGAUUCAUGCUCAGCCCGCUAAGGGGGCGGCUAGUGGUGAUGUGAAAGAUGAUGAUGGUCCCUCGUCUAAAAAACAUGCCGUUGACAAAAAACUUCAAGAUAAGAAAAAAGAGAAACUAAUUAAGGAGAAGAAGCGCAUGUUGAAGCGGUUAUGAGGCGGUGGAUGUAAACGAAAUGAGCCUAUCCUGCAGGCUGUAACACUUCAAGUCACCUUCGCGUUCAAUUCUUAAAGAAAAUUAAAAUACAUAAAUGCAAACUAAGCCAAAACAUCAACAAAAUCAAGUGGCAAGUGCAAAAACAGCAGCAGUUAUAAUUAACAGUAAAAACAAAUAUUAAAUUAACUAUAACCCAGAAAAGUAUUGAAAAGAGGUGUAUGUGAGAAGACGAGCAGCAGCACUCUCAAUAAAUACCCAUCAAUAACCAUAACAAGAAACUCCCUCCACACAUAAUAUAAAGCAAUCUCUGAAAAACCACGGUCUUUAUUGGAAAAUCUCGCAAAAUGCUAAUGUACAAUGCUUCAAUUUAUAACUUCAGCUUACAAAUGCAAAUGCAUUUUAUUUUAUAUUCUUCGCUAGCACAUCAUACGUUAAAUGGAUUAAUUAUAAGGCACUUGGCGUUUUAUUACUUGAAUUUACUUAAAUUUGGAUUCGAUACCGUAGACAUCACAAGGAAUUUUCCUUACUUAAGUCAUCUUCGAUGUCUUUACUUCUCUCUGAGUUUCUCCUUUACCAAAUUAGUCAAAAUAGUGUAAUUGUUUUAAAAAAGCAAAUUAAAAACGUAAUACUAAGUUUUAUUUUAGCAUUAAUUUAUCUAAUAUUUGUAUUGUUCUUAAUUGCCUACCUACAAACUCAAAAGAGAAACUAAACCAAAACUAACUUAAUGCUUAUGCGCACUAUGAUACAUGCACACCUCUAUGAAGAAAAA